AUGCUCUUGUUUGAACACCGCCUGGCUGAAAGAGGAUGCUUGCUGCUCUGGCUGCUCCCAUUUGUUCUCAGAGCCCAGUCUAGCGGGGAGGUGAGGCCCAGGUCCACACUGUGCCAGCAGAGCCCCACGAAGGUGUCUUGCAAAGGAGUUGGCCUGCGCAAGUUUCCAAAGGAGCUUGGCCAAGGAAUUAAGUACCUUGAGCUCUCCAACAACUUAAUUCAAAACCUGUCGGGCAGCCACAUGCCAGGGUUUGGGCAGCUUGAGUACCUGGAUGUGUGCUUCAACCAGCUGGAAGCCGUGUCAGCCACGACCCUGGCUCAGCUACCCCAGCUCCGCUCUCUGCUCCUGGGAUCAAACCACCUGGACCACAAUUACCUCGCUAACGGGCAAGCCUUUCGUCUGCUCAGGAAUAUAGAGGUCCUGGACCUGUCAGCAAAUAACUUGGAGAGCCACAUGGCAGGCUGGUACAUCAGCAACCUCACCAGGCUGAGGGUGCUGGACCUCUCUGGGAACAAGAUGACCAGGCUGCUGGUGGGGAUCUUCUGGAGCACACCACGGCUGCGUGAGCUCGAUCUCAGCAACAACUACAUCAUGGAAAUCGAGGAUGGAGCUUUUGAGGCUCUGGAAGAGCUGGAGGUGGUGAACUUGGCUUUGAAUUCCCUCCACUGUAUCUCUGGCUUCAGCCUCGUGCAGCUGCGAGUUUUAAAUCUCAGCCACAACGCCCUGGAGCUCUUUGUCUCAGAGGAGGGAGAGGAGCCCUACCUGCUUCAAGUGCUCGACUUGAGCCAUAACAGACUCCUCUAUUUUCCAGAGCUCCCCAAAGCCCAUUAUCUCACACACUUAAACCUCUCCAACAACCUUAUUGCUUCUCUGCUCCCAGGCUCACACCAUCUGGGAGAGUUUGUACUGCGCUACGAAGAGAUGGCGAGCUUUAAUGGGACCUUGCAUGCCACGGCUGGUCUGACACGUGUAGCUGACUUGGAUCUCAGCAAUAACCGGCUGCAGCUGUUCCCAUUUACCUUCUUCCACAGCCUGGGCUCCCUGCACAGCCUCAGCCUGGCUAUGAACUGUCUCCAGGAGGUAGCUGGGGAGUCACUCGCCGGCGGCACGGAGCUCAGCAACCGCUCACCAGAGCACACCACCCUCUCUGUGCGCUCCCUGGACCUCCACAGCAAUGCCUUCCACGUGCUGCCACACUGGUUUUUUGAUUCUCUGCCUCAGCUGGAAACAAUCGAUCUGGGCUCCAACAGCCUCCAGCCUUGCAAGAGCCAGGGGAGAAAUUGGGGAGGGAAUUCAGGAGGGGACUCUCAUGUGCCAGCUGCCGGAGGCACCUGCACCCCCUUCUACAAUGUGCCUCACUUGAAGCACCUGAGUCUUUGCAAGAACAACAUUACCAGGCUGCACCCCUAUGCCUUCAACCAGACCUCUCUGAUCUCCCUAGAUCUGUCGGGGAACAAGGAUUUAUUCAUGCCUAAGGAUGCCCUGGGCGGGUUGGAGUUCUCCCUGCAGAAACUCUCUCUGAGGGACAACCAGAUGGACAACAGCAAGGCACAGCUUCCCUGCCUGGACACACUCAAAGUUUUGGACCUCUCAGGCAAUUAUUUGAGCUUUUUGCCCACUGGUCUUUUCUGCUCCUCUCUGGAAAGCCUGAACGUUCGCAAUAACAACCUGCUGCUGUUGGAAAAGCCGGUGCUCACAAGCUGGUCCCACAGCCUGAAGGACGUGUCCAUCGCUGGAAACCCCUUCAGCUGUUGCUCACUGGCCUGGCUGGACACGCUGCAGGCGGCUGGUGUGGGUGUGCAGGACGUGGAUGAAGCCUUCUGCACCUACCAGGAUGAGAGCAGGAACUUCUCAGCCAAGAUAACCAGCAGUCCUCGGUGGCUUUGUCCACACCCCAAAGGCACUAGCUCUCUGGCUCUGCUUGUGGUCGUGAUGAGCCUUUUCUUUCUCAGCUCUGGGGCUUGCUGCCUUCUGAAGAAAGGGCAGAAGUCACCAGGGUGUGAGGAACUGCACAGCAACAAGGUGGGGGUCUUCCCCCACCAUCCUAAAAGAGAGGAGCCAGCCGAGGCAAAACCAGCAGACAACAUCACCAAAGUGUAGCCCAGCCCUGGGAGCAAGAACUGUAGCAAUUGGUCAGAACUCUAAUUAUUAAUAAUAUUACUAUGUUUUAGGUCUCCUCCGCUCACCAGUAUUCUGUGUGUUUUGCAAACCCAAUAAAGGGAAUGUGGUUGGUGCA
Molecule: messenger RNA, 2236 nt
Organism: Tyto alba (common barn owl)
Lineage: Eukaryota; Metazoa; Chordata; Aves; Strigiformes; Tytonidae
Product: transforming growth factor beta activator LRRC32
Exons: 2
Coding region: 1-2100 (699 amino acids)
Cellular component (GO): extracellular matrix
Molecular function (GO): protein binding
Source: RefSeq, a predicted model, not a curated record